AUGCCAACCGCCUUUUAUCCACCCUAUCCGGAGUACCCCUCCCAGGCUACAUACCCAUCCGUGGUUCCCAUACCUAACCUCCUAUCCACCCACAACGCACCUCUACCGACAUUUCCAAGAGACUACAACAUGCAUCACCCUGUCCGAAGUAUGGAUACCCAUCAUAACAGCCGUCGCGCUCAAUAUAAUAUCACUCCUCAUUUAUCACCAGCCAAUUCCGUUUCUGACUGCGAGGGCUCUCUUCAACCAGUCUCUGGAACAAGGUGGCACGUCGCUGGACAAGGACAAGGACAAGAAAGGCGAAACGAAUAUAAGGAGGCAGACCCAUUGUCCACUGAAUCCGAGGAAGCAGUUGCAGAAUCGAUUGUACGGUCAAGAAAGAGUUGGAAGACAAUCAAGGGUCGUUCCGAGCCUGUGUGGCCUCCGCAUUUAGAAAGGGCUCUUGUCCAAGCCCUCCUUCAAUACAAGCCGCAAGAUUCGCGAUACGUGCGAGCCUUAGGCCGCUUUCCGAAACGCAACCGCUACAUUUCUGAUUUCAUAUUUGAAACAACUGGUGUACGAAGGACUCCGAAGCAAGUCGGCAGUCGAUUGCAACAGUUAAAGGACAUUAGUUGUGGAAAGAUGCUCCUAAAUCAUGUUGCAAGUCGGUCGAUGUCGCCCACUCCAUCCACGUCGCCCUCCGUCAAUGACGUCUCUUCGCUUCCCUGUUCCAAUGCUCUUCAUAAUAUGGAUUCUGUGGUUGACGAGAUUCAAACGCUUAAAUCAGAAGGUUCGCAGUCCCCCGUAUCCCCACUGAGAGGGAUGGGCCCCGAAUUCGACUCCUCAUCCGCGACGCAAGUUACAUUAUUGGAUCCUUACGCCACGCACGUGGGAAGCGCGUUGACGCAGGGAAGCUGGUAUCCGUACAACCAAUGCAUGCCAAUGCACUCGCACAUAUAG
Messenger RNA from Fomitiporia mediterranea MF3/22, 939 nucleotides. RefSeq lists its product as uncharacterized. Bases 1 to 939 code for a protein of 312 amino acids. The transcript is spliced from 4 exons. The record is from RefSeq and is a predicted model, not a curated record. Gene Ontology annotation, molecular function: DNA-binding transcription factor activity. NCBI's taxonomy places the organism in Eukaryota, Fungi, Basidiomycota, Agaricomycetes, Hymenochaetales, Hymenochaetaceae. Gene Ontology annotation, biological process: regulation of DNA-templated transcription.